This is a messenger RNA of Clonostachys solani, 2532 nucleotides long. Lineage: Eukaryota; Fungi; Ascomycota; Sordariomycetes; Hypocreales; Bionectriaceae. The record is from the annotation of a GenBank genome assembly.
AUGGUUGCGUCAACGAAAUCCCGGUCUUCCAAUACCCCGAGAAAACCGACGAAUGCUGCAUCUAAUUUCUUCGCCAAGAAGCAAUCGAAGCCCAAUGCGAGUAUUCUGAGCUUUUUCAAGAAGACGGACAAACCCGAAGACUCCCUCUUCGUCGGUGGGAGUCUCGGUCUCGCCGCCACCGAAAACCAGGCCCAGGACGAGGAGGAGGACUUAUACAGCGCCGACCCAAAGGACCGCUUCAACGAGAACCAAUCCCCGGUGAAGAAACGAAAGGUUAGCUCCAAUAAUACGAACGAUGUUCCCGGUGACGCAAAACCUCCUUCCAAGAAUGGGAAGCCUCGGGUGCGAGGCCCCUUUGUCAUGGACUCGGAUAGCGAGGACGAAGUGGACGACGCACCGCCCGCUUCGCCGAUCCAUGCACCGGAAAAGACCCUGAUCGAGCAUCUGCAAGACCUGGAUAAGCCCCCAAAGACGGAGAUUCUAGUUCUCCAUGAUCAUCACACUGCGGAACCUGUCGAAACGAAUACCCCGCCACGCUUGAAACAUGAGGAAACUUCUGUUGUGCAAUCCGACGACUUUGGGGAUAUUGAACAUGAGGAUUACGGGGAUUUAGAUAUGUUGGACGGAUUUGAAGGGGAAGAAUUACGUGAAAUGCGAUUCAUGCGAGAGCAGGCCCGCCUGGAAGCCGAGGAAGGUGACGGGGGCUUCUCUGCAGCAGAUUUUCACGAUGAUGUCACAGAAGAUGGUUCAACCAUCAUGAAUUGCCCCAGUUGUGGUGGAAAUAUGGCCGGCUUGUCCACAGAUCUUGCCACACGGCAUGUCAACUCAUGCUUAGAUGGGAACCCGACACCUUUACCUAAGCACGAAGAAGUCAAGCCUGUGUUGCCACAGGAGACCUCACCAACCCGGGAUGUUGGAAUGACCGACUACAGCAAACGCUUUAAACUAAACCGUGGCCCGAAACCACCACAAGAAAAUCCCCUGGAGGACAGCCCAUCUGCCAAAGGCCCCAGGUCGGCCUUUUCUAAACUCAUGUCAAAUAACGCCGAGGCUUCGGCAUGGGCGACUGCGGCGGCGGCUGAGAAAUCCUCCCGUGGGCGACCAGCCUAUGAAAGAACUUGCCCUUUCUACAAGAUCAUGCCCGGCUUCUCAAUCUGUGUUGAUGCUUUUAGAUACAACGCAAUCGAAGGAUGCAAAGCCUAUUUUUUAAGUCAUUUUCACAGCGACCACUAUAUCGGACUGACGGCGAGGUGGACUCAUGGACCCAUUUACUGCAGCAAAGUUACUGGAAGUUUGGUUAGGAAACAGCUUGGGACAGCCGACAAAUGGGUCGUCGAGCUUGAAUUUGAGAGGAAGUACGAUAUUCCUGGGACGGAUGGUGCCACGGUGACGAUGAUCCCGGCGAACCACUGCCCAGGAAGUUCACUCUUUCUUUUUGAGAAGAAAAUGGGCAACGGUUCUGCCGGCCAUGUAAAGCGGAUAUUGCACUGCGGAGACUUUCGCGCCUGUCCAGACCAUGUUGGGCAUCCCUUGCUGAAACCAGAGGUCAAGGACCUGGUCUCGGGCAAAGUGAGGUUGCAGAAGAUUGAUAUCUGCUAUCUUGACACCACGUACCUCAACCCUAGGUAUUCAUUUCCUCCCCAGGAGGAUGUUAUCAAAGCUUGCGCAGACUUGUGUGGAUCCAUGUCUGCCGACCCAAACUCGCGGGACGACAUUUGGGAUAGGGCAAGUAAGGAGGAUGGAGCGCAGGCUGUCAGCAAGUAUUUCCAAAAGUCGCCGACCAGUAAUGAUGGUGCAAAGUCAAAGCCGGCUGAAGGUCCCCGUCACCGUCUCUUAGUGGUCUGCGGCACAUAUUCGAUAGGAAAGGAACGGAUAUGUGUCGCGAUCGCAAAGGCACUCAACUCCAAGAUCUUUGCGUCACCAGCAAAGAUCAAGAUCUGCAAACAGCUAGGGAUUCCUGAGCUCACUGAGCGUCUCACAUCCAACCCGCUCGAUGCACAGGUUCAUAUGCAGAUGCUGAUGGAAAUCCGUGCCGAGACUCUACAGGAGUACCUGAACGGCUACAAACCUCACUUCAGCCGCAUUGUGGGUUUCAGGCCAAGCGGCUGGAACUUUCGUCCCGGGCAUGGCAAUGGGAAAGCCAUUGGGGCGAACACACCUCCCAGUACUAUCCCCACAGAGCAGAUUCUCCAUAGCAAGGGUUGGCGGACCAGAUUCAGCGCCAAGGACUUUACUGCUCAGAGAGGGAGUACGAAAGAGGCCAUGUGUUUUGGUGUGCCGUACUCUGAACACUCUAGCUUCCGUGAGCUAGCCAUGUUUAUCAUGUCCCUAAGGAUCGAAAAGAUUGUACCAACGGUCAACGUUGGGAGCGAGGGUUCUAGAGCCAGGAUGAAGGCCUGGAACGAUAGAUGGAUGGCGGAGAGGAGACGAUGCGGCCUUGUCACACCUUUAAUAGAAGGGCAGGACGAUGACAAGAAAGCCGUUGAGCUCUGGGAUGGGAAACCUGGAAAGGGCGGGGCCGCUUGGUGGUGA